Messenger RNA from Alligator sinensis (Chinese alligator), 447 nucleotides. RefSeq names its product complexin-4-like. Gene Ontology annotation, cellular component: terminal bouton; SNARE complex. Gene Ontology annotation, biological process: synaptic vesicle exocytosis; neurotransmitter transport; regulation of neurotransmitter secretion. The record is from RefSeq and is a predicted model, not a curated record. The transcript is spliced from 3 exons. NCBI's taxonomy places the organism in Eukaryota, Metazoa, Chordata, Crocodylia, Alligatoridae. Gene Ontology annotation, molecular function: syntaxin binding. The coding region runs from base 1 to 447 and encodes 148 amino acids.
AUGGCUUCCUUUUUCACGACAGCCAUGAAAAGCUUCAGGGGCGGAGGUGAGGAGCAGGAGGAACCCAAGGAUGGGAAGAAGGCAGAGCUGCCCAACGGCAUGUCCCACGAGGAGUUUGAGGAAUACCAGCGGCAGCUGCUGGAGGAGAAGAUACAGCGGGACAAAGCCUUUGCACAUAAGAAGGCAGAAAGAGCCACUGUCCGGAUGCACCUUCGGGGGAAGUACCGCCUGCCACAGAGUGAACAGGAUGGUGCCCAGAUCCAAGUGGCUGGAGGAGAUGUGGAUCUCCCUGAGGAUCUGGCUGCGAUGGUGAAAGAGAAGGAAGAGGAGGAGGAAGAAGGGUCAUACUCUUUCUUGGAGAAGCUGCAGGGGAUGGAUUUGGAAGCCUUGAAAAGUAGAGCACAGGGUACAUUUGAUGAGGUGAAGGGGAAAUGCGUGCUGAUGUAA